This is a messenger RNA of Lutzomyia longipalpis, 4575 nucleotides long. Its product is annotated as zinc finger protein 658B-like. Gene Ontology annotation, biological process: regulation of transcription by RNA polymerase II. The coding region runs from base 218 to 4255 and encodes 1345 amino acids. Lineage: Eukaryota; Metazoa; Arthropoda; Insecta; Diptera; Psychodidae. Gene Ontology annotation, molecular function: zinc ion binding; chromatin insulator sequence binding. The transcript is spliced from 3 exons. Gene Ontology annotation, cellular component: chromosome; nucleus. The record is from RefSeq and is a predicted model, not a curated record.
AUUAAUUUAUUUUAGACGGUAAUAUCACUUUACUAAAAUAUCUACAUAAUGUAGUGAAGCUAAUUUUAUAAUACUUUGUCAUUUACGGUAAAAAAAAGGGCGGUCGGAAUUGGGCGCCGGCCGCAAUUGGGCCGCGUUCCCCUAAUCUUGAGACAUGUGCUUGACACUUACUUAAUUUAUCAACAAUUGUGUUGUGAGCAUCAAAAAUCACAAAAAAAUGAUCUCCACAGGGAGAGUUAUUCACUAUGCUGAAGCAAAGAAGUGCCGAAUAUGUGAAGUUCGAACGAAUCUCAUGGAUAGUUGGAUGGAGGAGUUCCGCUACAUCCACAGGAAGCUCAAAGUAGUGACGGAUUAUGAGGAGAAAUACAAGAAUUGGUUGAGAUACAUUUGCAUCUGCUGCAAAAGCCAACUUGAUGAUUUUUGGGAUUUUAAGAUUCGCUGCGAUAAUGCUUACCGGAAGUUUGUAGAAGCAACUGCACCAUCUAGCAGUAGUUCCACCACGGACGAUGACCUGAGGGACAAUUUCGUCGUUAAUAAUGAAGAAAUUGCAGAUGUUUGUGAACGAAUUAAGACGGAGCAAGAAACCGUACAGUAUGAAGAGAUUAAUACUGUUGCACUACCUGGAGAAAAUGCAACACGUCGAGGGAGACCAAAUCCAUCCAGCUCAUCAACGAUCAAAGAAACUCAGAAGCAUAAAAGUGGUCAAAAGAAGAAGAAUGAGGAUUCGUCAAGCUACAUAACACAAAUUCAUAACUUCAAAGAGGUCAGAGUUUUAUUGCCACGAAUAAGCCAAAAGGAUGCGAGAGAAGGUGAAAAAGGUGGAACGUCGAGGCAGAGACUGAUGCUCACUAAAAGUAUUGAUAGAAAUGAAGUUUUACCAAAAAGGCCAAAAAGUCGUUCCGAACGAAGCGUCAAGAAAAUGACUGAGAGGCACAGUUUAAUGGCGGAACGCUAUCUAUGUAUCCACUGUGGAUAUCAAUUUUCCCGGAAAACAACUCUACGUCAACAUAUGGAAAAGCAUUUGAAAAAGCGACGUGAACAACGGAGGAAAACGACAUCUGAAGACGUGCAAAGUAACCCUCCCAACACAUCGUCAGCUUCUCCAUCGAUGAAUAAUGAGCAACAACUGAGACUCACUUGUGGCUACUGCAAUGAGAAGUUUAUUUGGUUUACAGAGUACAAGAAUCAUUUGAUAGCUCAUUCCAAGAAAAGAGUCCGCCCAUCUGCCUUGAAAGAGCAUAAGACGCAAGAACAAGCUAUAAGGGGAGUAGUGUACUGUACGUAUUGUAAGAAGGAAUUUUACAAUCGUGGACUAUGUAAAAUUCACAGUAGGACAUGCAAGAAAAAUGAUAAUAGAACUGAGAAGGAAAAUGUGUCUUCCACGCCGCUUAGGCACAUCGAGACGAUCUUUCUUCCUGAAGAGGAAACUCACACAGAAAAUCAAGAUAUAACCUCUUUAGAUGUUAAAGUCGAGAUGAUUACCAGCGAUCACACAGAUGAAAACACAAUUAAAGAAAAUCAGACACUCGAACGUGAGAAGAAUAUAACCCCAAUGUAUGCUGAAAUGGACGAAGCUGAAUCGGAAAAUUACUCAGAUCGUGACAAUGAUGAAAUUUCAGUGGAAGAAAAUCCACUUUUAGAGGAAGAAAACGGAAAUGGAGAGAAAAUAAAAGAGGAGGAAAUACCACAGCCCAAACCUUUCCAAUGUUACAAGUGUGAAUUCAAAUCAAGCAGGAAGUCAGUUUUGAGCCAACACAUGCAAAAUCACUUGAUGGAACAACAAGUACUACUUGAGGAAAGGAUCUUCAAAACCAUCGAGAGGAACAUACAACAGCAUAGUACGAACGAUGAGGAUCAACUGAAAUUCACUUGUGGAUACUGCAAAGAGAAGUUUAUUUGGUUUACGGACUACAAGACUCAUAUGGAGUUGCAUGCUCAGAAGAGAAUCCAUUCCUCUAAGAAGAAAAAGAAGAAGACGAAUGCACAUUCGAGGAGUUAUGAGAAAUCUCAAGCCGUAAGAAAAAUACACCACUGUACGUAUUGCAGGAGGAGAUUUCAAAAUGGCGGACUAUGCAAGAUCCACAUUAGAACGUGUGCUAAGAAUUUUAGAAGUCCAGAGAAAGUAAGCAACAGUGACAAGUUUAAGAGGCAAGAAGGACAAAAACUUGGACGCAAAGAGAAUGAAGACUUGGAGGACGCUGAAGGAAUGGAUGCUAGAUCGGAAAAUCAAUCAGAUUAUGACAGUGAUGUAAUUGCAGUGGGAGAAAAUCAAUAUUCUGAUGUAGAAGAGGCAGGAAUACAGGAGCAAAUACAAGAGUUUAAACCUUUUCGAUGUCAUCAUUGUGGAUUCAGAUCCAAAAGAGAAUCAAACCUAAGACAGCACCUCCAGGUUCAUUUUAACAAAAAAUCCAUUUCUGUGGAAGAAAAGAGACUUGCAGAGACAAGAAAACCGGGGUUAAAAUCCUUCCAAUGUCUUCAUUGUGGAUCCAAAUAUACAAGGAAAUCAUUUUUAAGGAAGCAUCUGCAGAAGCAUUUAAACAAAAAAUUCAAACCUGUCUUUAUGAAUUGUCAUCAUUGUGAAUACAGAUCUAAAUGCAAGUCAAACUUAAGACGACACCUAAAAAUGCAUUUUAACAAUGGAUCCAAAAAAAUCUCAAAGGAGCUUAAACUCUACCAAUGUCAUCGUUGUGAAUUCAGUUCAAAAAGAGAAUCGAACGUAAUGCGACACCUGCAAAAGCAUUAUCCUGCAAAGGCAAGAAUAGAAGAGUUUAAACCCUUCCAAUGCCAUCAUUGUGAAUUCCGAUCAAAAAGAGAAUCAAACCUAAGGCAGCACCUGCAAAGUCAUUUUAAUAAUAAAUCCAAACACAAACCCUUCCAAUGUCAUCAUUGUGAAUUCAAAUCAAAAAGAGAAUCGAACCUAAGGCAGCACAUGCAAAAGCAUUAUCUUACAAAGGCAGGAAUGCAGGAGCUUAUAUCCUUGCAAUGCCAUCAUUGUGAAUACACGUCUGAAAGUAAAUUAAAUUUAAGACGACACCUGCAAAGGCAUUUCAACAAAAGAUCCAGGAUAUUCCAAAGGAAAAUUUCUCUUAAAGAAAAGCAAAAUGCAGAGACAGGAAUAGAGGAGUUUAAACCCUUCCAAUGUCAUCAUUGUGAAUUCAGAUCUAAAAGGAUAUCAAACUUAAAACAGCACCUGCAAAGGCAUUUUAAUAAAAAAUCCAAACACAAACCCUUCCAAUGCCAUGAUUGUGGAUUCAAAUAUAAAAGGAAAGUAUUUUUAAAAUGGCACAUGCUGAAGCAUUCAGACAAGAAAUUUAAGUCGUUGGCAGACUUUAAUAAAUGUGGAUAUUGCCGGAUGGAAUUUAACACAGGAGCAGAAUAUAAGGCUCAUUUAAAAAUUCAUUUCCGGAAAACUUGUGAUUUCUGUCCUGCAGUAUUCAAAACUCAUAAACAAUUGCUUACGCAUGAAAGGAAACAUACGGGUGAAAAACCUUUUCUAUGCGAUAUCUGCGCUAAAGCCUUUCGCAGUAAAGGGACUUUAAUAAAUCACAUGUCCUGCCACACAGAGGAGAAAAAGUUUAAAUGUGAUAUUUGUAGAAAAGCCUUUAAAACGAACACAACAUUGACAAAACACAAGAGAACUCAUCUGAAAGAUCUUCCAUUCAAGUGCGAAAUGUGCCCAAAGUCCUUCCACAGUAAAUACUUGUUAGUAUAUCACAUGACCGUACAUACCGGCGAAAAAAAUUUCAAAUGUAGCGACUGCAAUAAAACAUUCCGAUUAAAGAAAAAUCUCAACGUUCAUCGAAGAAUUCACACAGGAGUAAAACCAUACAUGUGCAAAAUUUGCAAAAUUCGCUUUAGAACAUUGACUAUUCUGAAUUGUCAUAUGACUAUUCACACGAAGGAGCGCAAAUUUAAAUGCGAUCUUUGCGACAAGAAGUACGCGACGCUUAGUGCUUUGACGAUUCAUAAAAAGGUUCAUACAGGAGAGAGACCCUUCCUGUGUGAUAUAUGCUCAGCAGAUUUUCAAUUGAAACACCACUUGCAGGCACAUAUAAAAACUCACGAAGACAAUGGUACAAAAAGGCGAAAAAGAAGGGUAAAGAAGGAAAAAGGAAAUGAUGGAGAAGAAAAAGGGAAGGAAACUGAUGAAGAAGAAGAUGAUGAAAGUCAAGGAAAAACAAAGAAAAUAAAAAUGGAGAAAAUUGAGGAAACUGAACAAACAGAUGAAGAAUCUGACGAGGAUUACAAGGAAUAAAAUUAAGACAGGAAGAAAAAUUACAUAAAUGUCAUCAUCAUCAUCAUAUAAUCAUCAUAUAUUUCAUUUCAAUGUAUAUCUACAAGGAAAGAAUUUUAGCAACAAUAGCCAUAUGCUGUGCUGUUGCGAUUAUGGAGUGUAUCUGGAUGUCACUAAUCCACCGACGUCAUCAGAAUUGGAAAGAUACUCCAACAGUGCGCUCCUGGUUGGAGCACCGAUCACGUCCCAAACAUUGUUCAUGAUGAGAGGAGCCAGGUACAGGAAAGACCUUCUGAACCCCUCCGAUCUGGGCAUAGGGACAUUGAAGUGCUCCCUUCUUC